Molecule: messenger RNA, 2458 nt
Organism: Botrytis porri
Lineage: Eukaryota; Fungi; Ascomycota; Leotiomycetes; Helotiales; Sclerotiniaceae
Exons: 4
Coding region: 150-2240 (696 amino acids)
Biological process (GO): Golgi to plasma membrane transport
Cellular component (GO): exomer complex
Molecular function (GO): protein binding
Source: RefSeq, a predicted model, not a curated record
GCAAGAAACCCCCACUAUCAUUGUUCAAGUCUCUAGUAGUUUCAAGGCAUAUUAUAGAAUUGAGUUUUCUGAAAAUCACAAAUCAUUCCAUUUCGCACAGCGAUUUUUACCAACACCAACAAGACAGGUUCGCCCUGUGAGAGGAUAAGAUGGUUGCGCCAGCUGUUCCUGAGAUCACCGAAGAGAUCGUUCACGAAUCCAUCGAAGCGCGGUCUGAAGUUCUAGCGGCUCUAAGAGAAUUGGGCCCCCCAGACCUAGUUCAAUUGAUCAAGCAAGCCCCGAGAAAUCCAGGAAAGCAGAUUGGUGUAUAUCAUCAUGUCACCGGUGUCGAUGCAUCAUCAUCUGCAAGUUUAGCGGCAUAUAUCAAUACCCUUACUUACAAAGAAACGCAUCAGUCUACGACAAAGAUAGUAGAGGGCGUAUAUUGUUGUUACAAUGCCUUUUCUCGAUUGGAUAUGCGCGUCCAUGUCACAAUUCCAGGAAGCGUUGAAAGUUAUUGUAUCGAUGAGCGAGGCGAUAAGAGGACAACGACCGAUGAGUUAUGGCUGGAAACAUACUUGUGUAGUGUUCUUCGGGCAUAUUCAUAUGCGGAUGAUGGAAGUGGAGACACCAUUCGAAAGAUAAUUGGAGUUAGGAGAUUCAACCCAGUGACAACGACGGAGACAGAACAUAGAUUCCUCCAGGCUGCCGAACAGUUGUUCUUUAGAGGCUGGCAACUUGGAUCCGAUUCGAUCGUUCAGGUACCAAAUAAUGUCUCGAAUCAUCUAACAACAGGUCUUCUAAAAUACUUCCAAACCACUGGGCGAUACGCCUCUGGAAUUAAUCUAUUCGAAAAGCUCCGAACCCGAAAUAUUGAAGUUUCCUCUCUAUUAGCCAAGGUCCUGUUUAUGGGCAAUGAGGAGGUACAAGCCGUCAGAGUAUUACAUGAAUCUGUGAAGCAGUCGCCAAUGGAUUAUGUUAUGCUUGAUACUCAAGCCGAAUUUUUGAAAAAGAAGGCAAUGGACCCCAACAAGCCAGAAUUCAAAACUGAAAGAUUGCAGAUGGCCCUUGGUUGUGCAGAUCGAAGUACCAUUGCUGCGCCGAGCGAAUUCGGAACAUGGGCACGCUUAGCUGAAGUUUAUGUUGCCAUGGAGGAUUGGGAGAAUGCUCUCACGACUCUAAAUUCAUGCCCUAUGUUUACAUAUCAAGACAAGGAUGCACCUAACAUGCCAGAGCCUAAGGAAAUCCACCUUCCAACCCUUCCUGAGACUAGGUUAGAUGAGAUCGAUAGUGAGCCAGAGUCAAGGUUAUCAGAACAAGUUCACCAAAGCCUUCUAAACCUACGUGCCGCUAUGUACAAAGGUACUUUCAAGCACGCUUAUAGUAUCUUAACAGAAAUGACAGCAAAAAUUGGCUGGGAUCAACUUCUCAAGAUUAGGAGUAAUGUAUUUGUCAUGGAAGAGGAGUAUAGAAGUGAAAAACAACCACCAGUUGGUCAACAAGGUGAUUCAACUAAGCGUAGUGCAAGCACCGACGUACUGAGAGGAAGUCCAGGUCCUCGUGAAAAUGGCGAUGACCAUUCCGACGACGAAAUAAGUACGAAUGGCGAUUCAGCAGCCCCUAAACCGAACGCUGAGGAUGGUAGCGGAGCCGAUGAUUCUGUAGAGAAGCCUUCACAUACUGUUGCAGCAGAAGAAGUCAAAAGUGGUAACGAAGAUAGUGAGAUUACCGAAGAACAACUUUCCCGAUUCAAUAAUAAGAGACUUUGCGAGCGUUGGCUCGAUAGUCUAUUUAUGGUUCUCUAUGAAGACCUUCGUAUCUAUACUAUAUGGAGAACUGAAAUGGCUCAGUAUCGUGCACAACAGAUGCAGUAUAAGAAAUCGGCCGAGGAAUGGGAAAUUCUCGGUUCGUUAGCUGACAGACUUCAUCACCAGCCGGAAGCUGUUGAAGCUUAUCGCAACUGUCUUCAAAUACGCUUCUCUCCCAAAGCAUUGGCGGGAAUCCUUGCCGAAUUGGAGAAGAGCAAGAAUACCCGAGAUACAGUUGCCAGUGUUAUUAGACUGGUCACUUGGCAAUACAGAUGGUACUCGGAAUUCUCACCAGAAUUGCUGUACACAAUACGCACACUGAUAGAAGAUGAAGGUGCUGUGAAGGUUAGGAGUAUUAUUCAAGCAACAAGCUUACCGCAAAACGUCUUGGACUUGACACACCACUAUGCAGCACUUUGCGCGGCUUUUAGAAGUAGCGGCACCGAAGGAUAAGAAGCCUAUGGCGUCGAGCUCGAAAAUACAAGUUUCGCGUGUCAUACGUGUGGCUAGGAGUGAGAGCAGGAAAUGGAGGUUUUAUGUUCUAGAACUUAGCAGGUUAAGAUGGGUCUGAUAUCCAAAAGUUGAUAAGAGCAAAAGUUCAACUUGACACAAAUAUGUAUAGUAUACUAUAAUUGCUUUGAGAGGUAGAAUAAUCAACACAUUUACUUCUU